Molecule: messenger RNA, 955 nt
Organism: Phascolarctos cinereus (koala)
Lineage: Eukaryota; Metazoa; Chordata; Mammalia; Diprotodontia; Phascolarctidae
Gene: MYCT1
Product: MYC target 1
Cellular component (GO): nucleoplasm
Source: RefSeq, a predicted model, not a curated record
AGUAUGUGAGUGGCAGUGGUAAGGUAUUUGUUCCUGGGCUGAACCAAAGCAUAGAAUCAAAGACCUCCUUUUGGAUCUCUCAGUUUUCCUUUUCCCCCUCCCUCUCCUCUCUUUCUUGUGGAUAUUAUGGCUAAUAAGACAACUUCUUUAGGAAGCCCAUGGCCGGAAAAUUUCUGGGAUGAUCUUAUAAUGUCCUUCACAGUAUCCAUGGCCAUUGGGCUUGUCAUCGGAGGUAUCAUCUGGGCAUUGCUUGUCUGUCUGUCCAGACGAAGAGCCAGCGCCUCCAUCUCCCGAUGGAGUUCAAGUCGUCGUUCCAGACCUUAUUCCCAUAGUCUCAACAGGACUGGAUUUUAUCGGCACAGUGGCUGUGAACGUCGCAGCAACCUCAGCUUGGCCAGCCUAACCUUCCAGCGACAAGCUUCCCUGGAACAAGCUAAUUCCUUUCCUAGAAAAUCAAGUUUCCGGGCCUCUACUUUCCACCCUUUCUUACAGUGUCCUCCAUUACCUGUGGAAACUGACAGUCAACUAAUGACUCUUCCUUCCACCAAUACCUCCGCCAUCAUCAAUGCCACACACAGUUUGAGCCGCCCAGACUUUCAUUGGUCUAAUAAUAGCCUUCGUGUUGGCCUUUCAACACAAACUCCUCCACCAGCUUAUGAGUCUAUUAUAAAGGCAUUCCCAGAUUCUUGAAUAGAGGAUUAUCUGUGCUUUCUUUUUUGUAAGACAUAAUCACAAAUAAAUUAAAUAAAUUUUGUGGAAGGGGGUAUAGUCAAGAUGAUUAGAGGGUCCCCAGGACUGUGUUAUUCUGGUAAUGUUGGAAAUUAAUGCACUGUUUGGUUUGUUCCAAAGAAAGUGCCUAUGUGCCACAAAAACUUCAUGUUCUACCAUAUAUGUAAUGUUAUAUUCCUGUAUUAUAAAGCUUUUAGAAUAGAGUAAAGGGUUUGCUGAAAUAUUA